Vicia villosa (hairy vetch) is the source of this 414-nucleotide messenger RNA. RefSeq lists its product as uncharacterized. The record is from RefSeq and is a predicted model, not a curated record. Bases 1 to 414 code for a protein of 137 amino acids. Lineage: Eukaryota; Viridiplantae; Streptophyta; Magnoliopsida; Fabales; Fabaceae. The transcript has a single exon.
AUGUCUAAAUAUAAUGAAUCAACUUUGCAUCUCGAUAGUGACAGUGAAGAGGUGGAAUUCACUAGUGUUAAUGGUGAUGGUAGUGAUAGAUAUACGUUGGACAAAGAGGAUUGUAAUGGUCAUAAAUGUUUAAGUGAAGUUACAAAUGAAGAUAUAAGAGCUAUGGAAUUUAGCACAAAGGAAGAAGCGAUACAAUUUUACAUAACAUAUGCUCAUUUCCAUGGAUUUGCGGUAAGGAAAGAUGAUGUUGUACGUGAUCAUGAAAGGAAAAUUGUUGUCCGUCAAUUACUUUGCAAUAAAGAAGGAAAGAGUGAAAGAAAAAAUAAGAAGAAUGAGGAUAAAUAUCGACCAACUAUGCGACCUGGCUGUCUUUCUAGAUUUCGAGUAGCCUAUGAUUAUGUUCGUAAGCUUUAG